AUGUCUCUUGUCAUUGCUCGUUCAGCCAAGAAGGAGCCUUUAGAGCCUAUCUCCCCUACAGAUUCCGAUCUUGAGAAGAAGGCUCCAAUCAGCGUAACACGAAUUCUAUCAUCUACAGAAAAGUCAGACCUCGGGGAUGUAUCUGACAAACGUCGUUUCUGGUUUCAGCGGUCUAAAGGCGAUAACUCGAAUGUCAUCGCUACCCAGCCGUCUGUCUUCGAUGACCCGGAGUUAGCAGACGAAUACAGACCUCGACCAGAUUGGGAAAAUAUCCAUCGGUUCGAUCCAUCGGCUAGAUGGUCAUGGGGUGAAGAGAACAAAAUUGUUCGGAAGAUCGAUCUUCGUAUUACUUUAUUGGCUUGUGUGAUGCUUAUGGCGUUGGAGCUUGAUAAAUCCAAUAUCCAACAAGCCAAUGCGGACAACUUCUUGACCGAUUUACACCUAACUCGGGACGGUCAGUCUGCGCAAGACAUCAACUCCAUCUUCCAUAGGCUGACAGAGUUUUCAGACUAUAACUUGGGAAACACAAUUCACAGGCUAUGCUACCUACUCGCCGAAGUACCUGCACAAGUCAUGGCAAAAUGGCUGGGCGCCGACAGAUGGGUUCCUUUCCAGAUGACAUCAUGGUCGAUCAUCGCUCUGUGCCAGUUCUGGCUCUCUGGCAGGACAUCCUUUCUCUGCACAAGGGCUCUUCUGGGGUUACUAUCCGGGGGAUUCGUGCCAACAAUGAUCCUCUACCUUUCCUACUACUUCAAGCAUCACGAGCUUUCCAUACGUCUCGGCUUCUGGUAUACAGCAUCUUCCUUUGCGGACAUCCUCGCCGGGCUUUUCGCUUUUGGGAUUCUGCACCUGCGGGGAGUUGGUGGUCGUGCCGGUUGGCGUUGGCUAUUCUUGAUCGAGGGGCUGCUCACAUUGACGCUUGGUCUCCUUGCUUUCAUCCUCAUGCCACCGUCACCAACGCAGACGGCGAAUUGGGCCCGAGGCAAGAAGGGAUGGUUUACAGAGAGGGAGGAGAUUAUCAUGGUCAACCGUAUCAUCCGAGAAGACCCCAGCAAGGGCACUAUGCAUAAUCGCCAGCCGUUGACGCUCAAACUUAUUUGGCAGAGUUUCAAUGACUACGAUCUAUGGCCCUUAUAUAUCAUAGGACUUUUGUUCCUGAUACCUAGUACAACAAUAUCGCAAUACUUUACUUUGCUCUUAAAAGAUUUUGGAUUCAGCACGUUCAACACGAUUUUGCUUUCCAUUCCAUGCAACGCGAUGGGCGCUGUGACCCGAAUAGCCCUUGUCUACGGGGCUGAGGCCUUCGAGUCCCUUGCGUAUAUGGGCAUUUUAGCCCAGUUGUGGAUGCUGCCAAUGCUCCUUUAUAUGAAUGCGGUUAAUUUCAGCCAAACCAACAAAUGGGUCGCAUGGACAGUACUCACACUAAUGCUUUCUUUUCCAAACCCCCAUGCGCUUCACGCUGGGUGGAACUCUCGCAACUCGAACAGCGUGCGAACGAGGACAAUCGCAGCCGCAUUAUAUAACAUGUCGUCGCAGAUAUCUCAAAUCAUUGGUUCGAACAUAUACCAUGACUCGGAUGCUCCUCGCUAUGUCGUUGGAAACAGGACGCUACUCAUCCUCGCUUGCACGAACAUUGCCCUCUAUGCCUUGACCAAACUAUACUACGUGAUGCAGAAUCGCCGCCGGGAUAUGAAGUGGCAGGCCAUGACAGAGGACCAACGAGUUGACUACGUUGCGACAACACCGGAUCAGGGGAACAGAAGACUGGACUUCAGAUUUGCACAUUAA
This is a messenger RNA of Aspergillus udagawae, 1788 nucleotides long. Its product is annotated as putative MFS transporter. Gene Ontology annotation, biological process: transmembrane transport. The transcript has 10 exons. The coding region runs from base 1 to 1788 and encodes 595 amino acids. Gene Ontology annotation, molecular function: transmembrane transporter activity. The record is from RefSeq and is a predicted model, not a curated record. Gene Ontology annotation, cellular component: membrane. NCBI's taxonomy places the organism in Eukaryota, Fungi, Ascomycota, Eurotiomycetes, Eurotiales, Aspergillaceae.